This is a messenger RNA of Knipowitschia caucasica, 348 nucleotides long. Lineage: Eukaryota; Metazoa; Chordata; Actinopteri; Gobiiformes; Gobiidae. The record is from the annotation of a GenBank genome assembly.
AUGAGCAGCAGCAGCAGCACCUGUAGCAUGGCGGGCCCCCUGGACGGUCAGUGGGGGUGGGUUUCGGGGUCGGCACACUUAAGGGGGGACUCGGGGUCUGAAGAGCCCAGUGGGAUUCUUUGUGCAGCUGUUGUGGCGUUCCCCAAGUCCCCAACAGCCACCUGUCACUGCGGCUGGAAAGUGGGGCCACAGAAGCAGGAAUGUGCUCAGAGCGUGGACCCGGCGUGGACCUGGCGUGGACCCGGCCCGUCUUAUGGACUCCUCCAGCGUCUGUUUGUUUACAGCAGAGGGUGGAGCUGCGAGAGGAAGGGAGAGACGCUGCAGUCACAACAGGAGCUGAAAGAGUGA